AUGGAUCCCAAUCGAGUUGUAGCUGAUGAUGUAGAAAUUAAUGUGCCUGCUCCUGUUCAAGGAGCAGUGCCGGUUGAUUCUAGGCCAAUUACAAAUUCAGGAUCAACUCAUUCGUAUAUAUGUGUGAACUUAGUAUCCAGUAAGAAUUUGCCUGUAGAAUCUACUGAAAUUAAACAAAAGACGAUCGAUUUGAGAUGUCAGAAUAAUGAGAUUAUCCAGAUUGAGUCAGAUGAUCUGAAUGGGUUGUCGGUUGUGAUUUCGUCGAUGAAAGCUCAGAGUUAUGUGAGAAUAGGCUAUGAAACUUACUUUGCUUAUGUUCUUGAUACAAAAGUGACUGAAAAGAAGAUUGAAUCUAUACCAGUUGUGUGUGAGUAUCCGGAUGUAUUUCCCGAAGAGGUACUGGGAUUACCACCAAUUCGAGAAGUUGAAUUUGGUAUUGAACUAGUGUCGGGAACUACUCUGAUAUCAAUAGCUCCAGAUAGAAUGGCUCCGACAGAGUUAAAAGAAAUAAAAUCUCAGUUGUAG
Messenger RNA from Gossypium raimondii (Peruvian cotton), 525 nucleotides. RefSeq lists its product as uncharacterized. The record is from RefSeq and is a predicted model, not a curated record. The coding region runs from base 1 to 525 and encodes 174 amino acids. The transcript is spliced from 3 exons. Lineage: Eukaryota; Viridiplantae; Streptophyta; Magnoliopsida; Malvales; Malvaceae.